Messenger RNA from Lolium perenne, 2600 nucleotides. RefSeq lists its product as uncharacterized. Gene Ontology annotation, biological process: protein ubiquitination. Lineage: Eukaryota; Viridiplantae; Streptophyta; Magnoliopsida; Poales; Poaceae. The record is from RefSeq and is a predicted model, not a curated record. Gene Ontology annotation, molecular function: protein binding; ubiquitin-protein transferase activity.
AGACGGCGCCGCCACAUCCAUCCAUGGCCGGCGUCUACGACUGGUCGGAGGAGGGGAUCGAGGAGGACGAGGACCCCGGCCUGCUGAGGCGGGGCCGGAGCGCGCGGACGCCGUCUUCGUCGCCCGAUCACGACGAGCCCAUCAGGAUCUCCAGUUCGAGGUCGCUGUCUUCGCCCGGUCUCCGCCGCCCUUUCGGAUCCUCGGGGUCGGGGUCGGGGUCGCCCUCUUCUCCGCCGGGCCUCGGGUCGAGCAGGAGUUUCGGGGACAGGCCCGUCCCCCGCUCCGUGCGGACGCGGAGGUCCCCGAGGGCGCCGAGUGUCCGCCUCGCGGCCGCGGGCGGUGCCGGUUCUCGCGACGACGCAGGUGCUUCCACGGGAGGUUCCUACGACGACGCGGACGCCCCCGACGACCUGGAGUACACCGUCUCCUGGAUGAGAGACCGGAGCGCGAGGCCGAGGCUCACCCCGCCGCCGGACGCCACAGCGGCCUCCGCUUCCAUCACAGCAGGCCGAGCAGAAGAGGACAAGGAGGAGGGCGUGCCGGCGGAACGGGAUCAGUUCUCCUUCCCCCCGAUCGAUGCGCCGCCCAGCGUCGUCGACGCGGCGGACGUUCUUGGCCAGUUCGCCGCCCAGUUCUUGGAGGCGACGAUGGGCGCCACCGCGGGGCCCAGGACGGAGGCGAUCAAGAAGGAGCUCCUCCUCGGCCGGAGGGUGGUCGACGUGGCGGGGCUCGAGCGGUGGCUGCGGAAGGCGGAGGCGCUCGCCGAGCUCGCGUGGUUCACGGACCUGUGCUCCCACGAGGGUUCCGAGGCGCCCCCGCUCGAGCUCUUCGAGUGCGCGUUCCGGGCGCUCGAGGCCGCCUCCUCCGAUGAGCUCCACCGCGCUGGCGCCGACGCCAGGAGGUUCUGGAUCGGUCCCGUGGCCGUGCUGGACUUCUUCCUGUGCCCUCUCUCCAACAAGGUCAUGGAGGACCCCGUCGUCGUCACCUCUGGAAAGACUGUUGAUCGUUCCGAACUGGAGAAAUGGUGGAACAAACACAAACGCAUCUGUCCAGUUACCGGCGAGGUUCUCAACCACAGCAUCUUCAUCCCUGAUGUCCUCAUUGCGCGGUGCAUUUCGCGAUGGCGUGCCGCAAACAGGAUUAGUGAUCUGACAGCAUCUACUGAUCCACCCGCUAUCUCUCCUGAGGAGGAAGCCCAGUUCAAGGAAGCCACCGUGUUGGCUCACUCCCCAAGCAACUCUAAAGAAGAUUAUGAAGCUAUCUUGCGCCUUCUGGAGCAGUGCUCAUUCCUGCAUCUGCUUGGCCGCAGCCCAGGGACAAUAUCAAAACUUGCCUGCGUCCUGCCAGAGACAUGCCUGGAGCCUUACCCUGAACUGGACAACAUUAUCCUGGAAAUAUUUGCGAAGGCAGCUUCCUACAGCCCCAACAAGGAGGUUCUUGGAGACGAUCGAUACGCCAUACCUGUGCUGAUUGCAAGGGCAUUGCUAGGGCCUGUGCCAACUAGAGCCAAGUGUGCUCAGAUCCUUGGGCUACUGGCUGACAACUACUACAAUAAGAUCAAGAUUGGUGAGCUUGGAGGCUUUGCUCCGCUGAUGGAGCUGCUCCUGGUAGGAGACAUUAGUGUGAAGAGGACUGUGGCGAGGGCGCUCGCCAGCCUCUGCGAGGCCCAGGAGAACUGGAGCAGAUUUGUUCGGGAGGGGGUGGCAGACGCGGCCAUAUCUCUGAUGCGGAACGACAACCUGGUUGACGAGGCUCACAGCAUCUUUUUGCAGGCCGAGGGUUUUGAUGUGGCCAUGACGGAGAUCAUGGACAAGCUGGAGUCGUUUGACGGCGAGAAAAUGUGCGAGGAGAUGACUGAUCGGCUGUGGGAUACAUUCAUCCGAUCGACACCAGGCCAAAGGAGAAGACCUGCCAACUUCGCCCCCGAGGCUCCAGAAGCGUCUUCAUCGUCUUCAUCGGCUGCGAGCAUGGACGAUGUUCAGGCUAUCGUUUCAUGGCUACAGAACAGGGCGUACAAUCCCCGGACGUACAGGUACGGAGAUUUAAAAUCGCGUAAAGAAGCAACAGGCCAGAAAAGCAGUAGCUGAUGAUUGUGAAGAUAGGUGUAGCUGAGGUCAGGCUAAACAGUGAUCCUUAUACAUUGCUCUGGGUGAAACAUAUAUACGGAUGCCAUUGUUAGAAUGAGAAGGAUAGGUAGCUUUUCAGUUGUACAGGCCUCAAUGGAAUUCCUUGUACAUUGCUGUUCGGAUAUUUCGUUGGUCUCAGAGUUUCUGGAGGUUGAGUUUCUGUCAAAGAAACCAGUCUGUGCAAGUUGAGGAUACAUUCAGAUUUGUGGAUUUGGAGCCGCUGUACAGUUAUUGUAAGUUUCGCUGUUUCGACAGGUGGUUUACAUUGCAGGAUUAAAAGUAUCUUGUUGUGCCUCUUCAUACUAUCAAAUUAAGGAUCAUGACUUGAAUGUCUAGCAACUCAGUAUAUAAGUUUACACACCCACUGUCAGCCAAAAUACAUGUUUAAUUAGUAGACAUUGCAAUUCAGUAGUUUUCGCUGGAAUUUCAAGUUGUGUCCAUUCCCAGUAACUGAGUAAGCUUGCACACAUCACU